Molecule: messenger RNA, 732 nt
Organism: Alternaria metachromatica
Lineage: Eukaryota; Fungi; Ascomycota; Dothideomycetes; Pleosporales; Pleosporaceae
Exons: 1
Coding region: 1-732 (243 amino acids)
Source: RefSeq, a predicted model, not a curated record
AUGCGAAAGAAACUCGGCCUCCCGGCAUCGAGCGAAGUGGGCAUCAUAGCCAAGGCCCUGAAGCCCGUGAUCGAAGUAGCCGAAACGUAUGCUGGCUCCCCGCUGUCAGCCUUGAUCAGCUUUCCGGCAUUACCAGGUCUUUAUCAAGAAGACAUCGCGGAUGCGGCGAGCUAUGUCGGCCUCGCGAAGUUGGGCCCUUGGCUAGAAGCAUCUCAUCCACACGAAGACGUCGCCGCAUACGCAGGAAACGGUCUGGGUCUCUGUAAAGACUACCACAACGAAGAGAAAUGUCGUGAAGAGGGGAGGAACCUCACAUCUCGCCAUACGCUACUGGUCGAACACACUGAGUCCGCGCUUCUUCUACACCGCGACAUCCUUCGGGAAUCGAUCGAGAUAUCGGACCCGUAUAUGGAUCUUGCAACCUCAUUCGACUUAGGUAGUGGUGGUGAGCCUGACGAACUGGACAUACAAGAUUUUGUCCUAAGUUUCUUGUAUCACCAGUAUUAUUACCCGACGCCUCAUCCUCCCGAUUCAAUUACUGUGAUGAUGACGGGUAGUCCCGAAAGUCUCAGCGAUGGGAAAGCUCGGAGGGUUACGAAACGUGUCAUCGAGGCGCUAGGCGCAAAAGCUGAAAUGUUAGAAGAGAACCCUAGCUUCAAAGCUGCAAGAGGCGCAGCUGAGCUGGCAUGGCGAGCGUUGAAGUUCAGUGAAGGUGAAGUUUAUCGCACUUAG